Hydatigera taeniaeformis is the source of this 924-nucleotide messenger RNA. The record is from the annotation of a GenBank genome assembly. NCBI's taxonomy places the organism in Eukaryota, Metazoa, Platyhelminthes, Cestoda, Cyclophyllidea, Taeniidae.
AUGGAUUGGUCGCAGUUUGCAGACCCGCAAUUUCUCCUCGGAGUGGGAGUAAUCGCUUUCGGUGCCAUUAAUGCUUACAUGCUUCGCAGACAUAAUCUUCAAAGGGCUGAAGAGGAAGCUGAGCAUUCAGGUGUACGUGGGAAUGAAAGUGUCAAACGGCAAGAAGUUCGAGAAAGUACAGAAACCACAGAGUGCUCGAGGUUUCUUGAUGAUGGGUAUCAAAAGGAAAAGUGUGAGAAACCGAAAUCAAAUGACUGGAACCCAACGGAAAAUGCAGCUAUGGAAGGUAAGCAGGUCAAAAAAAUCUCUGUCAGCUUUCGAAAACUAUUUCGCAAUCGUAGUGUCUCUAAAACACGUGAUCCUUUUUCCUCCACCCAUUUCAAUCCCAAAUCUACCAAAAUGGAUCAUUGCAAUCGAUCUCGCCUAUCGAAAUCUCUCUCUACAUUCUUCGUCAACUGCUGUCAAUGCUGCGCCUGUUGCUACGGUUGGGGCAACACUACGGAUUCUCCACCUUACGCCGACGACUUCCAUCACCGUUGUCGUGGGCCGUGGAAAAAAUCAGACCGAGUUUCUGCGUCUGAACCUCAACUGUCGCCGCCACCUCCAACUGUACUUCCUUCAAUAAGGGUAAGGUUCGAAAAUCAGAUUCCGGAGAUGGAGGGAAAGGAUCAUAUUUCUCGGCGAAAAGAAGUAGGGCAAAAGUUCAGAGACGAAGUGGAUGCGGAGAUUAUCAGUGCCAGUCUUGAUGAUCAGUUGAUGCUCGAAAGAAAGUUGGACGAAGGCAAUGCCCAGCGAGGGAGACAAGAGGAUGAAUUCAGUGAAUCUUCUGAAACAGUCACUAUAGAACCGAAUUCGGUAAGCCUCCAAAUUUAUAAAGCAGAUUUUGUACACCAAUUUCCCUUUGUUGUCACCCAAUCAUUCUAG